UGGAGCAAGUAUAUGACACGCGUAAGGGAAGCUGAAGGACAAGGAGAGUUGACCCUGGAAGCUCUGAAAUCAAGGCCCUACAGUGACGAGACAGGUGGAAAAGGGGGCUUUGCACCGUCUGUUCUUGAUCCUAAGCGCUUGGUCUUUUUGAUACAAGAGAUGACCAAUUGCAAUGGGCUGACGGAAAAGCCUCCAUGGGCAAAGCAGCAGGAGGAGGAGUCGUCAGACGUCUCAUGGUGUGACAGACUCUGGUUUGUUUGCCAUUCAGCGAGCAAAGGGGUCUUUACAAUUUACAUUGUGGUGCUCCUUGUCCGUUGCUGGACUUUCGGAUGGUGUGUUGGUACCGUGUACCUCCCCCUCUUCGCCAUCCUUUAUCCCUGGGUGAUUAUCCUUGUGCUAAUCUUUAUGAUUCUUAUGCGACUGUUUGUGGUGGAAUUGCUGCUGAGAAUUCUGAUCAUUCGUCAGAACAACGAAGGCUGUUUGGAGCGAGUGCAAGCUCUAUGGCGACUUUGUUGCUGUUGCGAUGGGGAAUCGAAGCUGAAAGGCUUGACACCAGAAUUGGAAAUUGAAACUCCUGAUGGCAAGCUGGCCCAAAUGAUGUUGUACCACUGCCCUGGGCAAGAUGCAGCCACAAGUGACUCGAGUGUAGUGGAAGAAGGUUACUACUCUACAAAGUACAGGGAGAAGACUUUGUGUUUAAUGACCCUUGCAAAUGCUAUGGCUUCAACAGGCUUUCUCCCUGGGAAUUUCGAUAGAGCAAUAUGGCCUGGUCUCUUGUACACAACGAUCUUGUCAGAGAAAGCAACAGAAGAAGAGUUAAAAAGAAACUACGAAAAAGAAGUGGAGGUGCUCCGCGCUACGGGUAUCACUCGAGAUGGAUGGUGCUACGUCAUUGUCUAUGCUGCUGUUGGCAAAGUCAUGGUAGACUUCAUGGUUGCGGUUCUGUCGCGUUUCAUGGCUGGAGUUGGAUAUUUUGAUUGUCUUGUUGUGACAUUGACGGAUCGCACCUGGCAGAGUUGGAUUGAGCAGUUGAAUCUCAUGGACACGAUGAACCAGAUUAUACAAUGGGUUAACACUAUUUGGUGAAUGCCUCCAUUGCUGGGUUUGCUGCAGGUUCACGGACACCACGGCGAAGCCGUGAACGAAAUUUAGCCUGCCUGCGCGCCAGCAAGAAUUGUUUGGUUUUCUGAUGGCACUUGGCCUCACUCAUAGGAGCCUCUUCCGGGAGCCUGUUCCGACAAACGUCUGGAAGUGGAUGGUGACCUCGCUGACCUUUGCAGGCCAUAUGCACAGAGAGUUGCUAGAGCACCCGAUGCGAACAGUAGAUCUUACAGAGUGAGUUUUGCAAUUUUAUACAUCUACUUUGAAGCCGCUGGUCACCCUGCUCAGAAGUGCUCAGAGUGAGAGGAAACCAUCCUAAUCCUCGCAAUUUUCAGCCUCAUGGUGUUGCUCAGGAAUGAGCACUUCCAUGUUUUUUUUGCCUCUUCAAAGAAUCCUCGAUUCAA
Molecule: messenger RNA, 1505 nt
Organism: Durusdinium trenchii
Lineage: Eukaryota; Dinophyceae; Suessiales; Symbiodiniaceae
Source: the annotation of a GenBank genome assembly